UGCUGCCCGCGGAGGCCGCGGUUCGGCGAGCGCGACCUGGCUCCGCCGCGAAGGGCGAGGGGCGCCGCUGGCGGGUCCAGGUGCCCGCGCCGGGGCAGCGCUCGAGCAUCGCCGCGGCGGGCGUCGGAAAGGGAACAGCUAGGGGCCGGGCCGCGUCCCCGCCCUCCGCACCGCGAAUGGAUGUGCCCGGCCCGGUGUCCCGACGGGCGGCGGCGGCCACCGCGCUCCUGCGUACGGCCCGCGUGCCCCGCGAGUGCUGGUUCUUGCCCACCGCGCUGCUGUGCGCCUACGGCUUCUUCGCCAGCCUCAGGCCGUCCGAGCCCUUCCUGACCCCUUACCUGCUGGGGCCGGACAAGAACCUGACGGAGAGGGAGGUCUUCAAUGAAAUUUACCCAGUAUGGACUUACUCGUACCUGGUGCUGCUAUUUCCUGUGUUCCUUGCCACAGACUACCUCCGGUACAAACCCGUCAUCCUGCUGCAGGGACUCAGCCUUAUUGUCACGUGGUUCAUGCUGCUCUACGCCCAGGGACUGCUGGCCAUUCAGUUCUUGGAGUUCUUCUAUGGCAUCGCCACAGCCACUGAAAUCGCCUAUUACUCUUACAUCUACAGUGUGGUAGACCUGACCAUGUACCAGAAGGUCACGAGUUACUGUCGGAGUGCCACCUUGGUGGGCUUUACGGUGGGCUCCGUCCUCGGGCAGAUCCUCGUCUCCGUGGCAGGCUGGUCCCUGUUCAGCCUGAAUGUCAUCUCUCUUACCUGUGUCUCGGUGGCUUUUGCCGUGGCCUGGUUUCUGCCCAUGCCACAGAAGAGCCUGUUCUUUCACCACGUUCCUUCCACUUGCCAGAGAACGAAUGGCAUCAAGGCACAGAAUGGCGGCUUUGUAACCAACACCACGGCUGCAAACCACCUUCCAGGGUGGGAGGACCCGGAGUCAAAAAUGCCUCUAAAUACGGAGGAGCCGGAGCCCACCCCGGAGCGGCUCCUCGUGCUGAAGGUCCUGUGGGAUGACUUCCUGAUGUGCUACUCCUCCCGGCCUCUGCUCUGCUGGUCUGUGUGGUGGGCCCUGUCCACCUGCGGCUACUUCCAGGUCGUGAACUACGCACAGGGCCUGUGGGAGACGGUGAUGCCCUCUCGCGAUGCUGCCAUCUACAACGGCGGCGUGGAGGCCGUGUCCACCCUCCUGGGUGCUGUUGCCGUGUUUGUAGUCGGCUACAUAAAAAUAUCCUGGUCCACCUGGGGGGAGAUGAUGCUGUCUCUGUUUUCUCUGCUCAUCGCCGCCGCGGUCUACAUCAUGGAUACCGUGCAGAACAUCUGGGUGUGCUACACGUCCUACGUCGUCUUCAGGAUCAUCUACAUGUUACUCAUCACUAUAGCAACUUUUCAGAUCGCUGCCAACCUCAGCAUGGAGCGCUACGCCCUAGUGUUUGGUGUCAAUACCUUCAUUGCGCUGGUCCUGCAGACCCUGCUUACUCUCAUCGUGGUGGAUGCCAGCGGCCUCGGCUUAGAAAUUACCACCCAGUUCCUGAUCUACGCCGGUUAUUUUGCACUCAUCGCUGUGGUUUUCCUGGCCAGUGGUUCAGUUAGUAUUAUGAAGAAAUGCAGAAAGCAAGAAGACGCGGAAUCAAGUUCUCGAGUAACCACUUUGUGAUACACUGCUUAGCAAACUCUGCACAGCAACUGUGCCUGGGUAUAUUUAAUUUUUUAGUAUGUAGACGUGUUUAUGAACGUGCUUUUUAAGGCUUCAGAGCAGCCAAUUGACUCUACCUUGUGCUCCUAGAGUAACAAUCCUGUUUAGGGGAGUCAGAGGCAAAGUUUAUCUCGAGGAUUAUUUAUGGAAGCUAAUUUAAGGAUUACUGUCUUCUGAUAACAAAAGUGAACUUGAUUUUGAAAACCGGGUACUCAAGAGCACUCAAGCAACACGUGGCAUUUAUACUUGACAGUGAGUCUGGUGUCUCAGAGGCCUGGUUCGGGACCAGGGCUCUGCGGGCCACAGGAUACUGUGUUCCAACAGCACCUGUGUCUGUUCAACUUCACUCGUAUCUCUUUGUUACUCAUGUGCAUUUGUGUUUCUACAGAUGAAAGUUGUUUUUAUCACCGGCAAUAUUUGCUCUGGUUUGGUGUUCUGUCCUAUUGGGAAUGUGUGUCAUUUCUAAUUUUUAGUUAUUUUUAAAACACUUAUUGUAUGAAUGUUCUCAGUUUCCAUCUUGACAAUUUUGUAUUUGUGUAGAUUGUCUUUAGAAGUACACUUUUGCGUUAUUCAUAUGCUUCCCAGAGAAGCUCUUUUAGUUAGAAAAUAAGGCAAGUUUUGAGGCCUGCUGAUAAAUUGAAAUGAAGACACCUAAUCAGAAAACUUAAUCUUUUAGCCUUGAGUAUGAAGGACUGUUAAUCCUAUAAGGAGAAGAUCAUCUAUGAGCUAAAGAUACCACUAGCCCAACCAGUUCAUUUUGUAUUUGCACUCCCUUUUAUUUCCAGAAUAAAAUGAGAAGUCUUUUUUUUUUUAAUAUCUUCAUCCCUAUUUAUAGUUUUUAUAUGCUUUGUCCUUCUUAUCCAAGAUCAAGAUGUCAUUAGGAGUUAGGUUUGUUGGAUUAUUACAAGGCCUUUUCAAAAACUGAGACUCUUUUUGAUUAUUUCAGUGGGACAGGAACUAGGAUAGACCUGAUUCCUGCAUUUUGUACAUUAAAUCUGCCUUUGUUUCGAAGGGCAGAUCAUCUUGGAAUAUCUGCUUAAAAUAAUAAUUGCUAGUGGUUCCAUUUCCAGGGUACUUGGAAAAAAUGUUGUGUAUACAUUUAAUUCUGUAAUUAGUCUACCAAGUGGCUGCUGGUGUAUGUGAGUCAUGAUAACUAUUUGAAAGCCAACUUUGUUGCCUUAUCUUGAAAAAAAACCUAGGUUAAUUUAUUUAGAAUAACACAGGUACACAGUGUGAAUACUAGUUUCAAGAUUCCGGAAUUGACAUAUUUGUUUAGUGUAAGCGGCAAUUCCAGAAGUAAAUGCAGAUGAGUAUAGGUAAUUUGCCAUUCACCUUCCCUUCUGAUCAAGGGAAGGAAAAGAACACUAAGGGAAGGGGAAGGGAUAUUAUGAAAGUACAGCCUCUAAUUUUAUACCUUAUCUUUGGUUUUGCUGCGUAGGGAAUUGUUCACUCAGAAACAAGUAGAGAAGUGAUGUUCAAGGGACUUUAUUUAAUGUUUUUUUAAUAAAAUGGGCCGUGGUACAAUCACAUCACUCAUGUUACCAAAGCAAUAUUUCCCUAGAAUUCAAUUCAAAGUUUGUGGUGCACAACUGGAGCCUUGACUUAUUGAAGACAAUAACAAGGUCAUCUCCUGGCACGUGACCAUAUUUAUAGAACGCCCAGACCAGUUUGCAAGUUGUGCUGUGUGCAGUUUUGCAGAGAAGUGAAAAAAAUCUGUACAUUUUAUCCAACUCUGUAUAAAUUAUGAAAUUAUUUUAUUAAAUAAAUAUUUUACAACCUA
Lynx canadensis (Canada lynx) is the source of this 3468-nucleotide messenger RNA. It is a transcript of the gene SLC19A2, whose product is annotated as solute carrier family 19 member 2. The transcript has 6 exons. NCBI's taxonomy places the organism in Eukaryota, Metazoa, Chordata, Mammalia, Carnivora, Felidae. Bases 177 to 1649 code for a protein of 490 amino acids. Gene Ontology annotation, cellular component: plasma membrane. The record is from RefSeq and is a predicted model, not a curated record. Gene Ontology annotation, biological process: vitamin transport; transmembrane transport. Gene Ontology annotation, molecular function: vitamin transmembrane transporter activity.